UAUAUUGAGACACGCGAUACCGCGAUAGUUCGACGUAUAGUUCACGUCUGUAAUCACGUGUCUAUACGGUAGUAAAUAAUUUACACAUGUAAAAGCGCAAAACUCGAAAUGAGUACCGAAGAAGAAUCCGACUUACGAAAACUGUUCGUAGAAUCAUCAGAAAAUGAUAACGUCUAUACGAUUGCGACGACUAUAGACACAGGUUUCGAAUGGCAAGCGGUAGACGAGUGCAGAGAAAAAUUAGACAAAAAUAUUAAGAUCGUUAAGGAACGAGGGAAGAUUUUCUUCAAUACAUCCAGGGACCAAUUCGCUCAAGUGAUAGACAUGAGAUCGAUAGAUAAUAUAUUUAUUGUAGCGGACGUUAGAAAGUUCCAAUUUACUGGAACUAGUAAAGACGAUGAUUUACAGUUGUUCAAAGAUGCUGUGGACAGCAUGAAAUUGGAAAAAGCUUUAAACGUCUGGAAACAGAUUACUGGUUUCCAGGGAAAGUUGUAUCCUACUGCUGAGGAAUAUAACGCGGCAGAGAAAGAUUGCAAACUUUCCAACACAAAUGUUACGGUCACUACGGCGACUAAGGGUAGAAAAAGAGGUCAAGACCCAUCUGAUACUCGGGAAGAUGAAAUUUUGAGAUACAGGGUGACAUGUGAGAGAACUGGCAAGCAUACAUUUGAAUCAUCUGAUGCUGCCAGAGUUAUUGGGGGACAGUUACAAGAUAAACACUUGUGGCUCGUAGAUUUGACUACCUAUUACUUAGAAGUAGUUUGCAAGGUGACUAAUGAUGAACUGGUGACACAGUUACGUGUCACGCACGAGUCUAAGCACCGUAGAAAUAUAACAAACUUUGGACCAACUACGCUCAGGGCUACUGUAUGCUACAAUCUGUUAAGACUGGCUCAUCCCAAACCGGGAGACGUAAUAAUCGAUCCGAUGUGCGGCGGUGGUUCAAUUCCAAUCGAAGCAACUCUAGUCUAUUCUCAGACCUAUGUCAUCAGUGGGGACAAUCAUCCGAAAGCUGUAUUUAGAGCAAAAUCAAAUAUCGAUGUUUCUUCCCCUAAAUCUAAAAUUGACCUGUUACACUGGAGUGUAUCACAGUUACCGUUCAAAGAUUCGUACAUCGAUGUCGUCGUUACUGACAUGCCAUUUGGAAAAAGAAGUGGCCGAAUGAUGGACAAUAGAGUACUAUACAAGCAAUUUUUGGUAGAAUUAGGCCGAGUUAUGAGACUUUCAAUAGGACGAGCAGUCUUACUGACUUACGAUAGACGCAGCUUUAGCACAGCUUUACAAUCGGCUGGAGAUUUGUUUCGCGUGACAAAAACUUUGGGUGUCAACAUAGGCGGUCUCCAAGCGGUAGUGUAUGUUUUAAAAAGAACAGACACUCUCUACGAGCAAUUUAAGCCUAAGUACAACGUACAAAAAGAAUCUUAAAUAUUACAUUUCAGUAUUCUUGUUACACGUUCCAAACUUUCAUAAAUGAUUUCUAUAUUUCUA
Molecule: messenger RNA, 1488 nt
Organism: Ceratina calcarata
Lineage: Eukaryota; Metazoa; Arthropoda; Insecta; Hymenoptera; Apidae
Product: THUMP domain-containing protein 3-like
Exons: 8
Coding region: 109-1425 (438 amino acids)
Biological process (GO): tRNA methylation
Molecular function (GO): tRNA (guanine) methyltransferase activity
Source: RefSeq, a predicted model, not a curated record